AUGGCGCUGGGGCCUGCGCCCGCUCCAGCGGCCGUGUUUCCUGCGUCGGCCGCUGCUCCGCCUCACCCACCGAUGCUGAUGCUGCCGACGCUCAACUUUUCCGUGGGCCAGGUGGCCGCCGUGUGCGAGACGCUCGAGGAGAGCGGUGACGUGGAGCGGCUCGGCCGCUUCCUGUGGUCGCUGCCCGUGGCGCACCCAAACUGUGCCGAGCUGAACAAGAGCGAGGCGGUGCUGCGCGCCCGGGCGCUGGUAGCCUUCCACGCGGGAAACUUCCGCGAGCUCUACCGGAUCCUGGAGGGCCACCGGUUCGCCAGAGGCUCGCACGCCAAGCUGCAGGCUAUGUGGCUCGAGGCGCAUUACCAAGAAGCCGAGAAGCUGCGCGGCAGGCCUCUGGGACCCGUGGACAAGUACCGGGUGCGCAAGAAGUUCCCGCUGCCGCGCACCAUCUGGGACGGCGAGCAGAAGACGCACUGCUUCAAGGAGCGCACGCGUUCGCUGCUUCGAGAGUGGUACCUCCAGGACCCCUACCCGAACCCGACCAAGAAGCGGGAGCUGGCGCAAGCUACGGGGCUGACGCCUACCCAGGUGGGCAACUGGUUCAAGAACCGGCGCCAGAGGGACAGGGCGGCGGCCGCCAAGAACCGGUGA
Dermacentor andersoni is the source of this 648-nucleotide messenger RNA. RefSeq names its product homeobox protein SIX6-like. NCBI's taxonomy places the organism in Eukaryota, Metazoa, Arthropoda, Arachnida, Ixodida, Ixodidae. Gene Ontology annotation, molecular function: DNA-binding transcription factor activity, RNA polymerase II-specific; RNA polymerase II cis-regulatory region sequence-specific DNA binding. Gene Ontology annotation, cellular component: nucleus; transcription regulator complex. Gene Ontology annotation, biological process: regulation of transcription by RNA polymerase II. The record is from RefSeq and is a predicted model, not a curated record.